UAAACAACAAGAGACGAAGAAGAAUGCCGUCCGGACGUGACGUCGACGUAAAGUCAGUGUGCUCUCCUGCUAUGCCAGUUAGCAUGUUCAGCUUUGGAGGUUCCGCCUAAUUGACCCUGUAGCUUCUCAGAGAGUUCCCAUUGCGAUCGUCCCUUCUUCAGCAGCAGCAUGAGUACGUUAUGGAUGGGGAACCUGGAGACCUACAUGGAUGAGAAGUUCAUCACCAGAUCCUUCUCCACCAUGGGGGAGCAGGUGGUUAAUGUGCGCAUCAUACGCAACAAGAUGACUGGUUUGUCAUCACCCAGGGGGGCCCUGGGCUACUGUUUUGUUGAGAUGACUGAUGAGGCUACAGCAGAAAGAUGUCUCCGCAAAAUCAACGGAAAAGCCUUACCAGGAGCCAACCCGCCCACACGGUUCAAAUUAAACCGAGCCACCUUUGGGAAACAAGAAAGUGGACAGAUGUAUUCUCUAUUUGUGGGAGAUCUAACUCCAGAGGUGGACGAUGGGAUGCUUUACGAGUUCUUCUACAACCGCUACCCUUCCUGUAGAGGUGGAAAAGUGGUGCUGGACAGCAUGGGGAACUCCAAGGGCUGUGGCUUUGUUCAGUUCCCAGACGAGCGCCUGCAGAAGCGUGCACUUGAGGACUGUCAGGGAGCUGUGGGACUGGGGGGUAAACCUCUACGACUAAGCCUGGCUGCUAACAAUUUAAGGAACCGACCGCAGCCGUCAGAGCACAGAUCGUGGCAGUCCAGCUCAGGAUACAAGCCCAGCUAUGACCAGUACAACCAGUACCAGCAGCAGGCCUAUCCUGGCUAUUAUCCCUCCUGGGGCUAUGAUCAGACUGGAGCAGGCUACGGCUACAACUACCAGCAGUACGAUUACACACAGUACCCCCCACCACAGGAAACCGAGGAGGUUCCGGAUGACGGACUUGAAGAUCCCAGUCCAGAGCUGGAUGUGGUGGAAGCCAACAGGAAGUUCAUGGAGCUCAGUGAAGAACUGUACGAUGCCCUGAUCGAGUGUCAUUGGCAGCCAGCAGAGGCGUCUACAGAGCAGGACUACAUGACCUCCAGCCUUCCAGAACCCGUCUACUGCUGAGUCAUGGCCGGGAUUCUACCACGAAACAUGUUUCUGAUGUUUUUAUGGACCCACAGAAAUGUACUGAAUAGUUGAUGUUAAAUUCCUAAGUGUAAUUUCAGACAUAACACCAAAAUAGUUUGACAUAACAUGUAAUGUGAAAAACCAUCAAAUCCUAAAAAGUAAAAUACAAUGGAAGAAGUAAACCCAAAAUAAACCAUUUCACAGCACAGUGACUUCUGAGGAUAAGCUAACACAUUGGCACAUUCAUUAUUUUCUCCUUCAUUAAAGCCUUGUAUGUAGAUUAUUUUGAGCACAGGGUACGUGAAAAUUAAAGGGUCAGUGUUGCCUUUUGGUCAUUCACUGCAUUUCCGGUAGUUGAACCUGUCUGUAUGGGUUCUAUAAUGUUCUUCUCUCAGGCUGAAAUAUGUCCUGCUGCGAAGCUGAAUAAUAUCCUCCUAAAUAAAACAACCAUCUCUA
Pungitius pungitius (ninespine stickleback) is the source of this 1557-nucleotide messenger RNA. RefSeq names its product tRNA selenocysteine 1-associated protein 1-like. The record is from RefSeq and is a predicted model, not a curated record. The coding region runs from base 169 to 1098 and encodes 309 amino acids. The transcript is spliced from 9 exons. Gene Ontology annotation, biological process: selenocysteine incorporation. Lineage: Eukaryota; Metazoa; Chordata; Actinopteri; Perciformes; Gasterosteidae. Gene Ontology annotation, cellular component: nucleus. Gene Ontology annotation, molecular function: tRNA binding.